Messenger RNA from Acanthosepion pharaonis, 2742 nucleotides. The record is from the annotation of a GenBank genome assembly. NCBI's taxonomy places the organism in Eukaryota, Metazoa, Mollusca, Cephalopoda, Sepiida, Sepiidae.
AUGUAUCUAUCCCAGUUUGUUCAAAAUCGCCCUCCCCCUCUCUUUCUUUCUUUCUUUCUUUCUUUCUUUCUUUCUUUCUUUCUUUCUUUCUUUCAGUUUGUUCAAAAUCGCUCUCUCCUCUUCUCUGUCUCUCUUUCUUUCUUUCUUUCUUUCUUUCUUUCUUUCUUUCUUUCUUUCUCGCAGUUUUCUAUUCCUAUCUAUCUAUCUAUCUAUCUAUCUAUCUAUCUAUACACAUUAUAUAUCUAUAUAUCUAUCUAUCUAGCUAUAUAUAUAUACAUAUACAUAUCUGUCUAUCUAUCUAUCUAUCUAUACAUAUAUAUAUACACACACAUUUAUCUAUCUCUCUCUCUCUAUAUAUAUAUACAUUAUCCAUCUAUAUAUCUAUAUAUAUACAUACAUACAUAUACAUAUCAUAUCUAUCUAUCUCUAUCUAUCUAUCUAUCUAUCUAUCUAUCUAUCUCAAGGAGGAUAAUGAUGGCGCACCUUUGUAAUUAUCCGAUAUUCUUACUAGUUCUGUUCAUAUUUGUAUAUAUCAUUCUGUUCAUAUCUAUCUAUCUAUCUAUCUAUCUAUCUAUCUAUCUAUCUAUCUGCUGUUCAUUAUCUAUCUAUCUAUCUAUCUAUCUAUCUAUCUAUCUAUCUAUCUCAGUCUGUUCAUAUUUGUUUAUAUCAUUCUGUUCAUAUCUAUCUAUCUAUCUAUCUAUCUAUCUAUCUAUCUAUCUAUCUAUCUAUCUAUCUAUCUAUCUAUCUAUCUAUAAGGCUGUUCAUUAUCUAUCUAUCUAUCUAUCUAUCUAUCUAUCUAUCUAUAAGGCUAUUCAUUAUCUAUCUAUGUAUCUAUCUGUCUCAGUCUGUUCAUAUUUGUUUAUAUCAUUCUGUUCAUAUCUAUCUAUCUAUCUAUCUGUAAGGCUGUUCAUUAUCUAUCUAUCUAUCUAUCUAUCUAUCUAUCUAUCUAUCUAUCUAUCUAUCUCAGUCUGUUCAUAUUUGUUUAUAUCAUUCUGUUCAUAUCUAUCUAUCUAUCUAUCUAUCUAUCUAUCUAUCUAUCUAUCUAUCUAUCUAUCUCAGGGUCAUGGGCACGGGAUAAGCCGCCACAAAAAAGCCCCAGCUUCGCCAAUCAAGACGCCUGAAGAACGUACCACAAGAAGUCUUCCUUCUUCCCCUCUGAAAGCACCACUGCCCCCCCCAUUCGCCAUACACCUUCUCAUCAAACAGCCCCUCCUAAUAACACUGCAGCCGAUGAUAUGUCUACUCCUCCCAACACCUCACUUUCCAAAUCCCCAAAGCCCAGCACCUCCCAGCAGAGUUCUUCUUCCCGUAAGAAGAAAUUCCCGAGUGGGAUCUUUCUUUCAAAUCCUAUUUUCUCUUUCUUUCUUUUAUGUCGUAUUUUUCUUUCUUUCUUUCUUUUUUCUUAUCCUAUUUUCAUUCUCGAAUCAUUCAUUCUUCCCUCCUAUCUUGAACUAUUUUCUUUCUUUCUUUCCAUAUUUUUCUUUCUUUCUUUCUUUCUUUCUUUCUUUCUUUCUUUCAUGUCUUUUUUCUUUUUUUCUUUCUUUUUUUCUUUCUUACGUGUUUUAUUCAUCUUUCUUUCAUUCUUUCUUUCAUGUCGUAUUUUCCUUCUUUCUUUCUUUCUUUCUUUCUUUCUUUCUUUCUUUCUUCGUGCAAUAUUUUCUAUUUAUUUCUUUCUUUCACGUCGUAUUUUUCUUUCUUUCUUUCUUUUUUCUUAUCCUAUUUUCAUUUUCGAAUCAUUCAUUCUUCCCUCCUUUCUUAAACUAUUUUCUUUCUUUUUUCUUUGAUGUCGUAUUUUUCUUUCUUUCUUUCUUUCUUUCUUUCUUUCUUUCAUGUCCUAUUUUCCUUCUUUCAUUCUUUCUUUUUUUCAUGUCGUAUUUUUCUUUCUUUCUUUCUUUCUUUCUUUCUUUCUUUCAUGUCUUAUUUUUCUUUCUUUCUUUCAUGUCGUAUUUUCCUUCUUUCUUUCUUUCUUUCAUGUCGUAUUUUCCUUCUUUCUUUCUUUCUUUCUUUCAUGUCGUAUUUUUCUUUCUUUCUUUCUUUCUUUCUUUCAUGUCUUAUUUUUCUUUCUUUCUUUCAUGUCCUAUUUUCCUUCUUUCUUUCUUUCUUUCUUUCAUGUCGUAUUUUUCUUUCUUUCUUUCUUUCUUUCAUGUCGUAUUUUCCUUCUUUCUUUCUUUCUUUUUCAUUCAUGUUUUUUUUUCUUUCUUUCUUUUCUUCUUUCAUGUCGUAUUUUCCUUCUUUCUUUCUUUCUUUCAUGUCGUAUUUUUCUUUCUUUCUUUCUUUCUUUCAUGUCGUAUUUUCCUUCUUUCUUUCUUUCUUUCUUUCAUGUCGUAUUUUUCUUUCUUUCUUUCUUUCUUUCUUUCAUGUCGUAUUUUCCUUCUUUCUUUCUUUCUUUCAUGUCGUAUUUUUCUUUCUUUCUUUCUUUCUUUCUUUCUUUCUUUCAUGUCGUAUUUUCCUUCUUUCUUUCUUUCUUUCUUUCUUUCAUGUCGUAUUUUCCUUCUUUCUUUCUUUCUUUCUUUCUUUCUUUCUUUCUUUCAUGUCGUAUUUUUCUUUCUUUCUUUCUUUCUUUCAUGUCUUAUUUUUCUUUCUUUCUUUCAUGUCGUAUUUUCCUUCUUUCUUUCUUUCUUUCUUUCAUGUCGUAUUUUUCUUUCUUUCUUUCUUUCUUUCUUUCUUUCUUUCUUUCUUUCUUUCUUUCUUUCUCAUUCUAUUUCAUUUCAUUCUUUCUUUUCCAAUCAUAUGCCACCAUAA